This is a messenger RNA of Armigeres subalbatus, 675 nucleotides long. RefSeq lists its product as uncharacterized. The record is from RefSeq and is a predicted model, not a curated record. The transcript has 2 exons. The coding region runs from base 1 to 675 and encodes 224 amino acids. Lineage: Eukaryota; Metazoa; Arthropoda; Insecta; Diptera; Culicidae.
AUGGAGCACGCACUCUUUUGGAUUCGGGAUCCGAAUGUAACUUCGUUUCGGAAAAGCUUUGUCAGCAUUUUACCUAAGGUAACGGUUAACCUUCCUACAUCUACGGUGGAUACUCAGGGAUUGGUCAUUCCUAAAGGUGUACGGCUAGCAGACCCGGGUUUCUUCAAAUCAGCUGGAGUGGUUCUAGGCAUUGAACUAUUCUUCAGCUUGUUCAACGUCGAUCGGAAAAUGUCACUCGGAAACAACAUGCCCACAUUGAUUGAUGCAGUGUUUGGCUGGGUGGUGUGUGGCACCAUGGAAAUACCCACGGCCGUGGAUCUUGUUAACUGUAAUAUGUCAAUGGUUAAUCGCUUGGAAGAUCUGCUCACACGAUUUUGGGAAUGCGAAGAGGUAACAACUCCAAUCAAAUCAACUCCAGAGGAAGACAUUUGCGAGGAAGAGUUUCAACGAACGGUUCAAAGAACAGAAGAUGGUCGCACGGAACGAAGACUGGACAAGGAAGCCAAUUUGGGUCAACAAUAUGAAGCUUUCAUGGAAGAAUACCUGCAGUUACAAGACAUGAAGGAAGUUCCGGAUGAUCCUAGGGAUGGAGGAAGGCGAUGCUACCUACCACAUCAUCCAGUGGUGAAGGAAGCGUCCACGACAACUAAGGUCCAACUAAGGUCCAACAACUAA